AUGGUAUACGAAAAGUGUUGUGUUGGUGGUUGCAAUACAACACGUGAAACGCACCGGCUUUUCAGAUUCCCUAGGAACGAUAAUUUAAGGAACUUGUGGAUGGCUUUCAUAGUGCCGACAAAUCCCCAGCUCAUUGUACUUUCCAAAGAACAGUUACUUAACAAACGUGUCUGUGAAAAACAUUUUGAUGUAUUUCAGUUCGGCAAUGAAGGCAGAAGACUUCGAUACUCUUACCCGUCCUUGCUUACUGACAAUGAAAUAGCUCAUGGUGUGCCUCUGACUGCAACUGGAUGGGAUGUCACAACUGAACAUAAUUACUGUAAAGAGCAAAAUGAAGAUGAUUUCACAGAAGCUGUGUUAGUGGUUAGAAAGCCUGGAAGUGAUGUUACGAUUGAACACAAUUACUACAAAGAGCAAAAUGAUUAUGUUGGAAAUUCUCAUGAACAGCCUUCAUGUUCAAAUUUUUCAACUGUUGCAACAGUUGUUGAAAAUAAAGGAAUUGAUUCUAAUGCUAAUGUGGUGAAACAAAUGAUGCCAAAAGGUAGCACAUGUACAAAAAAGCAAACAGGUCUUGUUUGUGAUCAAGGGUCCACAUUUCGAACAGCAAUAAGAAGACUUAGGGAAGAUACAAUUCGUAGGCGGAAUAUUCAAGGUGUUCAUGAUGAUGGAUCAAAACAGAAAUCUAAUGCUGAUGUGGUGAGACAAAUGUUGACAGAAGAUACAAAAUGUACACAUUGGCAAAAAGGUUACGUGGUGUAG
Parnassius apollo (apollo) is the source of this 759-nucleotide messenger RNA. The record is from the annotation of a GenBank genome assembly. Lineage: Eukaryota; Metazoa; Arthropoda; Insecta; Lepidoptera; Papilionidae.